GGCCGAAACCACGCGUGCAUGGCCAAAAAGACGUGUGCGGGCGCGAAUACGAGGCAUACGAGCACGAGAUGGGUUAACGCGAACGCGAAGUGAAAUACGAGAUUGUUGCGUAAAGAAUUGGCCACACGCAAGAGGAGUUUGCACGAGCACAAAGGCACGCAUGCGGAGAUGCUGCAUGAGCCCGAGGUACUCGAGGCGUAUGAACAUGGCGCACAUGCGGACGGGCCUGGACUUGGGAGCACGUGUGGGCUUAGCGAUAGUGGUUCGGUUGAGCCCGGGAGUUGGCAACGGGUCACGCGAGGAAGCACGUGGAGGAGUACGUGGGCGUGAUGCGCAAUCACACGAGGCGAGCCAACCCGAUCAUCAGGCUCCUAUUCAGGCUAUGGUAGUCGCCCAGUUCCGCGACUAUCACGCCGAAAAAUUUUCAGGGCAGGGAGACCCCCGCAUCGUUGAUGAAUGGAUUCAGGGGUUGGAGUUUAUCUUUGAGGUUAUGGAAUGCCCCGAUAGGUAUCGCGUAGUUUGCGCUCAGCUUCAACUCACUGGUGAUGCAAGGCUCUGGUGGAAUGCCUACUGGAGCAUGCGUCCCGGUGAAAAAGCGGGUUGUACAUGGGACAUGUUUAAGGAGCUAGUCCGUGACAAGUACUACCCUUCCUACUAUCGGGCAGAGAUGGAGCGCCAGUUCUUAGUGCUUCAGCAGGGCACUCGUACUGUUGAUGAGUACGAGCGAGAGUUCACUAGACUUGCAGGUUUCGCACCGGAUCUU
Molecule: messenger RNA, 763 nt
Organism: Striga hermonthica
Lineage: Eukaryota; Viridiplantae; Streptophyta; Magnoliopsida; Lamiales; Orobanchaceae
Source: the annotation of a GenBank genome assembly